Messenger RNA from Capra hircus (goat), 3671 nucleotides. RefSeq names its product zinc finger protein 317 (gene ZNF317). Lineage: Eukaryota; Metazoa; Chordata; Mammalia; Artiodactyla; Bovidae. The transcript is spliced from 7 exons. The record is from RefSeq and is a predicted model, not a curated record. The coding region runs from base 216 to 2084 and encodes 622 amino acids. Gene Ontology annotation, biological process: regulation of DNA-templated transcription.
AGAAGGCGGAAGUGAAGCGGAAGCCAUUACUCUUGGGAGGAGAGUGCUGCUAUACACAUGGGAAGAGGAGUGGUCCACCGUGGCUUCUUACAAGCUCUUGGUCCCCGCGGCCUAUCGGACUUUCCGUAUGAACUUGUCAUCCCUUCGGCUGCAGCUUCCUUGACCUUUGCUUCCCAUGAUUCUACUGUCGGUGAUAUGUCCACUCCAGGAGACCCAUGAGAGAGAAAGUGGCUUCCUGGUCCCAGGCCCUGCUCUUCAGGCAGAUUUACUGUCAUUCUCGUAAGAUGGCAGCUCUUGGCCUGGCUCCCACAUGGGCUAUGACCAGCCAGGAGCCUGCCUGUAUCCAUGAGUCAGAAAUUCUUCUUUCUUCAAAAGACCCUUCCUGUCCCCAGGAUGUUGACCUGUUUGCAUGCAAUGGCCUGGAACCUCAUACAUCAACCAGUGUUGAACCAUCCCAGGAAUCAGUGACUUUCCAGGAUGUUGCUGUGGACUUCACUGAGAAGGAGUGGCCCUUGCUGGACUCUACUCAGAGAAAACUGUACAAAGAUGUGAUGCUGGAGAACUAUAGUAACCUUGCCUCAGUGGGGUGCCAGAUGGGCAAACCCAGCCUCAUCUCCCACUUGGAGCAAGAAGAGGAGCUGAGGACAGAGGAUCGGGAACUUCACCGAGGCCCUUGUCCCGAUUGGGCGACGCCAUCUAAAACCAAAUGGUCAAUUCUUGUGGAAGAUAUUUUUGGGAAGGAAACAUCUAAUGGUGUGACAGUGGAAAACAGUCAGCUUGGAGAGAAGUCCGCGGAGUACACUAACCUGUUUGACGUCUUUAGCAUAGGCGCUCAUCUCACUCAGCAGUUGGGAAGGCACACUGGCAAGAGACCGUAUCACCGCCGGGACUGUGGGGUGACUUUCAGGAACAGGUCCCAUGUAACCCAACACAUGAGCGUUUACAACGGGAGGAAGAUGCACGAAUGUCAUCAGUGCCAGAAAGCCUUCACCACAAGUGCUUCCCUCACACGGCACAGGAGAAUACAUACUGGGGAGAAGCCCUACGAGUGCAGUGCCUGUGGGAAGGCUUUCAAUGACCCCUCAGCCCUCAGGAGUCACGCAAGAACUCAUCUCACAGAGAAACCCUUCGACUGUACUCAAUGUGGGAAUGCCUUCCGCACCCUCUCCUCCCUGAAGAUACACAUGAGAGUCCACACUGGGGAGCGGCCAUACAAGUGUGACGAGUGUGGGAAGGCUUAUGGCCGGAGCUGCCACCUCAUUGCCCACAGGAGAACACACACUGGGGAGAGACCCUAUGAGUGUCAUGAUUGUGGCAAGGCUUUCCAGCACCCCUCCCAUCUCAAAGAACACGUUAGGAAUCACACUGGGGAGAAGCCCUACGAGUGCACGCAGUGUGGGAAAGCCUUCCGGUGGAAGUCAAACUUUAACUUGCACAAGAAGAACCACACAGUAGAGAAAACCUACGAGUGUAAAGAGUGUGGGAAAUCUUUCGGGGACCUCCUGUCCCGGAGGAAACACAUGAGAAUUCACAUUGUAAAGAAGCCUGUCGAGUGCAGACAGUGCGGGAAGGCAUUCAGGAACCAGUCCAUCCUCAAGACGCACAUGAAUUCCCAUACUGGAGAGAAGCCGUAUAGGUGUGACCUCUGCGGGAAAGCCUUCAGUGCCAGCUCCAACCUAACUGCGCACAGGAAGAUCCACACCCAAGAGAGGCGCUAUGAGUGUGCUGCUUGCGGGAAGGUCUUUGGAGACUAUUUAUCCCGGAGGAGGCACAUGAGCAUUCAUCUCGUGAAGAAACGUGUUGAAUGCAGACAGUGUGGGAAAGCCUUCAGAAACCAGUCAACCCUCAAGACACACAUGAGAAGUCACACAGGAGAGAAGCCCUAUGAGUGCGACCACUGUGGGAAGGCCUUCAGCAUCGGCUCGAACCUCAAUGUGCACAGAAGGAUACACACUGGGGAGAAGCCCUAUGAGUGCCUGGCCUGCGGGAAAGCCUUCAGUGACCAUUCAUCCCUCAGGAGCCAUGUGAAAACUCACCGGGGUGAGAAGCUUUUUGUGUCAUCAGUGUGGAAAAGACUCCAGUGACACAUCUUUUUUAAAGAAAAACAGGAGAACUCAGAUUGGCAGGGAACCUGACAGGUGUCAGGAAGGCAGGAAGCUUUGAGGAACUCAUCUCACUGGGCAUAAAUUGUUAACUUGGGAGAAAUUCAGUUUAUAUAAAAGCUGUGGAAAGACUUGGGUGUUUCCACGUCACAUUGGAACUAUGUAAGAACUCACAGUGGUUGAGAAAACGUGUAUCUGAGGUGUGAGGAAGCCGUCAGUGUACGUGUAGCUCUCAAAAAACAGGAGAACUUUGAGAGGGAACCCCUAACCUGGUAUUUAGUGUCAGAAUGACUUUAGUACCAGCUUGUACCUUCUGGGCACAAGAACAAGCUCAUCCUGGAGGAUCUCUGUAAAUUCCAUGACUGGACAAACCUUUCCUGGUCUGAUUGUAUCCCUCAUGAGAGAAAUCACACUAAAGAGAAAAAUCUAUGAAAUAAGGACCGCAGGGAAGCCAGUAACAGGUUGGCAGGCUAUAGCCAGCUGUCUAUUUUAAUGCAGCUGGCAAGUUUAGAAUAGUGGUUGUGUUUUUAAAGAAGAAAAAAAUUGAUGGAGACCACUUUUGGCCCACAAAGCCUAAAAUACUCAACUCUCUGGCCCUUUACAGAAAAAAGAAUGCCAAUACUUGAUCUACAGCAGUGGGGAUAAUUUUGCUCCCUGGGGGACAUUUGGCAAAGUCUAGAGACAUAGUCAGUCUUUAAAAGUGGAGGGAGGUUGCCACUGGCAUGUUUUGGAAGACACCAAGGAUGCUGCUAAAUAUCCUACAAUGCACAGGGGCUUUCCUCAAGAGGGAGAAAGUAUGUGCCCCAGAAUGUCAGUAUUGCUAAGGUUGAGAAAUUUUAACCAACAAUUCCUCAUGUUUUUAUGAAACACGUGGGUACUCACAUUAUGAGAAAUUCCUAUUUACAGCUUCAAAACUAUACUCAGUGUAAUUGUUUUAGGAAUCACAUGAGAACCCACACUGCAGACAGUCCCUCUGUGGAGUUUCAUCCACAGCCCUCUCACGUGUGUGUAUGAGAAUUCUCUCCUCAUUAGGAUUUCUCAGUACCUGUGGAAUUGCACUUAUCAGUCAGUCUUCUAUCACAAAAAUGGACCCCAGCUCAUUAAUUUUUCAGUAUUUAAUUUUAAUGUUAUGCUCUUGCAAAUAACCCUCAUGCCUCAUCACAGAAGGUUUGUACAUAGUAUUCUACUAUAAUUUGAUUUGUGAUAUGUGUUUAUUUCCUUUUGGACAACUUACUUUAAACAGUGGGGUUUUUUGUUUGUUUGUUUAGAAUAGUGUCAUGUGCUGUGUAACAUGUGGGUAUUUUUAGUACCUGUUUGUUACAAAUAUCUAAUUCAAAUAAGUUGUGAUCAGAGCAGGAUGUCAUCAUCAGAUUGGUCCUUUGAAAUGUUUUUGGCCUCCUGUACAGCCAUAAGUAACCUAAACUUGUAGUUGCAUCUUUAGUAUCUUUUUUUCAUAUCAGAAAGAUCCAAGUUCUGAUUAGUAAGGUAUACUAUUUUAGAAAAUCUCUUACAGGUUUUCCUGCAACUAGUGGAGUCCAUGUCCACAGCCUGGCCAUUGACAAAAAAAAA